GCAGUGCGGCGGGCGGCGCGGCGCUGCGGGCUGCGAGAAGCGGGAGCAGACGAGGAGUGGACGGUGUAUUGGACGGACUCCUCGGUGUCCCUGGAGCGCCUCAUGGACAUGAAGAGGUUCCAGAAAAUCAACCAUUUUCCAGGCAUGAUUGAGAUCUGCCGUAAGGACUUGUUGGCCCGCAACCUCAACCGCAUGCUCCGGCUCUUCCCCAAGGAUUACAACAUAUUUCCUCGCACUUGGUGCCUGCCUGCGGACUAUGGAGAUUUCCAGGCCUACCGGCGCACCAGGAGAUCCAGAACGUUCAUCUGCAAACCAGACAGUGGCUGCCAGGGGAAGGGGAUCUUCAUCACGCGGAACGCAGAGGAGAUCCGUCACGGGGAGCACAUGAUCUGCCAGCAGUACAUCUCCAAGCCUUUCCUCAUCGAUGGCUUUAAGUUUGACAUGCGUAUCUAUGUGCUGGUCACGUCCUGUGACCCGCUGAGGAUUUUUGUCUACAAGGAGGGCCUGGCCCGCUUUGCCACCAUGAGGUACAUCGAUCCCAGCAGCAGAAACCUGGGUGACAUCUGCAUGCACUUGACCAAUUAUGCUAUCAACAAACACAACAAAAACUUCGUCCAGGAUGACACGAUGGGCAGUAAGAGGAAACUGUCCACCCUGAAUGCCUGGAUGGUAGAUCACAGCUACAACACAACAAAACUCUGGGAAGAUAUUGAAGACAUUAUUAUAAAGACUCUUAUUUCAGCUUACCCUGUGGUGAAGCACAAUUACCAAAGCUGCUUCCCCAGCCACACUGGAUGCUGCGCCUGCUUUGAGAUUCUGGGCUUUGAUAUUUUGCUGGACAGAAAGCUGAAGCCAUGGCUGCUGGAGGUGAACCACUCUCCCAGCUUCACCACGGACUCUCGCCUAGACCGGGAGGUGAAGGACGCCCUCUUGUGUGACACCAUCAACCUGAUCAACGUGCAUGGCUGUGACAAGCGGAAGGUGCUGGAGGAGGACAGACAGCGGGUAAAGGAGCGGCUCCUGCAGGGCCACCAGGCUCUCCGUGCUUCCAGGCGUGAGGAGCUGGGGGGCAGCCAGCCCCCCUGGCUCUCCCAGGCCGAGAGCUACGAGGACACGCACCUGGGCGGCUUCCGCCGCAUCUACCCGGCAGGGGGCACCGAGCGGUACGAGCCGUUCUUCAAGCAGAGCAGGUCCCUCUUCAGGGACACGGCGACAUCCAGGGCUCGGGAGGAGUGUGCCAGGCAGCAACUGGAGGAAAUUCGCCUGAAAAAAGAGAAGUGGGAUGCUAUUACCAGGAAGAACAAAACGGUGAGGAAAGAAGAUCUGCAUGGAGAGUCAGCUGGAAGCAAAUCCCAGAUCUGCAAUAAAGCCACAGCUCCUCCACGCCGCCUCACCUACGGAAGCACCAGGUUGUGGGAUAGAAAGCCACAGCCCGUGCAGUACGACUCCAUGCAGCCCCGGGAUAUCGUGGAAGACGAGGAGAGGAGGAGAGUAAAAGCUCUUGUGCGGCGCGAGAACCUGAUCCGAGGCCUGGGCGUCAUUGAUCAGCUCUCCCGGCUGCUCCCCACAGCCAACAGACCAUCCGGCACCUGGAGCACUGGCAUCUCCAAGAUCCAGCCGCAGUUCCUCUGGGAUGCACUUGAGGGCCAGGACACCCGCAGCUUCAUGAUGCUCAUCCCGCUCUCGCUCCAGGGCUCUCCAGCCCAGCCCUCGGGACGGCGGCUCCGGCACAACCCCCGAGCCCGCUCCCAGCUGCCGGCCGGCCCGGGCGCGCACCCGGCCAGCAGCGGCGUCCUCUCCGUGCAAGGCCGGAGCAUCCCGCCCCGCGAGCAGCGCAGGGCACGGCGGGGGCUGUGGGCGCAGGACACGAGCUGGCUGCAGGGCCAGGCAGCGGGGACAGCAGCAGGUCCCCUGCCCUGCACCGGAGCCCCGGGGCUGCGGGCGAAGGGCCGGUGGGUCCCCGGCGCCAGCACCAGGGCCGAAGGCUGUGAGUCCGUGAUACCUUCCCUUGGCUGCCAGUGUCUGCGCCACGGAGACUCAUCUGCCUGUGCUCUUCCAAGUGAAGUUGGCAGGCUGUCCUUCCCCGCCAACAGCGGUCACCCGGGGUCCCCAGCCAGCACGGGGAAGACCACAGGUGAUGUCACCCUCAGCAGUGCUGCAGGGCAGGAGCUGCCCCUGGCCUCGCACCGCGCCGGCACCUCGCACUGCGGCGUGACAAGCACAGAGCCGGGGCUGCGGGACGGGGAGGCUCGACAGUCCAUCUCCCUUGCCGCCCUGCCCGCACCCCCCUUGCACCUCGACCCCUCCCACCUGCCCGGGACUCCGGGGCGGCCGUACCGGGCCUCCCGCCGCCCUCCCCGCGCCACCCCCGCUGGGGCCGCCCCGCCCGGCCCCGCCCGGUUCCCGGCCAUGGCGGCCGUGCUGCGGCGCGGGCUGCGGGCGGCCGCGCUCCUCGCCGGGGCUCCGCGGCGGGCGGCGGUGACCUGGCCCGGCGACACGGAGCCGCCGGACCCGGCGCUGGAGGAGGCCGUGAGGGCCCGGCGGCGGCGGGCGGCAGCGCGGCGGCAGCGGCUACAGCGAGAGAUGGGCGGGGAGCGCGGGGCCCCCGAGCGCACGCUGACCUGGGCGGCCAUGGAGCAGAUGCGGUUCCUGCGGCAGGAGCUGCCCGAGGAGUGGCCCGUGGAGCGCCUGGCUCAGGGCUUCGGCGUCAGCCCCGAGGUGGUGCGGCGGGUGCUGCGGGCCCGGGGCUGCCCCCCGCCGCGCCGCCGCCAACGGCAGGACGAGCGGGCGAUCGCCAACGCGACGGCAUCGGGACCGGGACCGGCAUCCGGGCCGGCCGCCGGCCGCGAGGUGCGCGCCCCGGACGGCACGCUGCUGUACCGGCUGCCGCGGGGCUGGGGCGGGCCGGGUGUCGACGCGCAAUAAACUGCCGGACCGGGA
Apus apus (common swift) is the source of this 2940-nucleotide messenger RNA. RefSeq names its product tubulin polyglutamylase TTLL13-like. Gene Ontology annotation, cellular component: cilium. Gene Ontology annotation, biological process: protein polyglutamylation; microtubule cytoskeleton organization. Lineage: Eukaryota; Metazoa; Chordata; Aves; Apodiformes; Apodidae. Bases 103 to 2925 code for a protein of 940 amino acids. Gene Ontology annotation, molecular function: tubulin binding; tubulin-glutamic acid ligase activity. The record is from RefSeq and is a predicted model, not a curated record. The transcript is spliced from 15 exons.